AUGAAGAUUGCUGUUUUAACUCUAUUAUCCACAAUUUCCGUGGUCUUAGCUGAGUAAAAACUUGGAUUCGUUUUUGAAAUAGUUAGACAUGGUGCUCGUGCUCCCCUUUUAGAAGAGCCUGAUGGCUUCUUCAAAGUUAAAGCUGGUAUGCUUACUGCCUAAGGUAUGAGAUAGAGAUACCUACUCGGUAGAUUAAACAGAGACAGAUACAUUGAUUAAUAUGGGUUGAUUGACAAAGAUUACAACCCAAAAUAAAUAUUAAUUACUUCGACAAACUACCUUAGAACGAUAUAAAGUUCAUAUUCAGAGAUGAUGGGCUUAUACCCUCCUCAUUCUUUUACAAAAAGCAAGUUAUCAGAAGGAGAAAACUAAUCUCUCAAAUCUGGAAAAGGCUUACCCAAAUUAGCAAGAUCAAGCAAGUAAGAGGAUAUUGAAAGGUUAGGAUCAUUAGUAGAUGGAUAUACAUUUAUUCCAGUAUACAAUUAUUAUGAAUUACCUUUAGAAGAUGACGUAUCUUAGAAAACUUGUCCCUUCACUAGAGACUGCUUUAACUAUUACUAUAAAACACCAAGUGAGUUCACUUAAGAAGGAAAGUAUGUACUUCCAUUUAUGAGAGAAAGUGUCGGUAAAGCUUUCAACCUAUCAGCAGAUGACAUAAAAAACAUGGACUACUUGAAAUACUAUUACUAUGGAGACAUUAUUCACGCAGAGUCUUUUGAAGGGGAUCCUAAUAGAUACAAAUUCUCAGUAGAGGAAUGGUAUUACAUGAGGUAAUCUCAAAGAAUAGUACUUUCAAAAGGUCUAAACGAUUAAGCUAAGAAGUUAUAUGGAACUAAAUUUUUCAGAAAGCCACUAAAAGCUAUGGCUGAUAGAUUUAAUGACUUGAUAAACGGUAAUGAUAAUCCAGAUUAGCUCAGAUAUAUGAUUUACUCUGGUCACGAUGAUUAAAUAGUCAACAUAAUUGAUUGGCUCAAUCCUCAAGGACAUGAGUAUAUUGAUGCAACCUAUACCUCAACCAUCUACUUCGAAUUAUUUUAUGACACUGAUUGUUUGAAAGCGAAUCCAAAGAGUCAUUCUUGCUUUGAGAUGCAUAUGAGACAUAAUGGAGUCCCAAUUAAAUUUGAUACAUGUGUCAACAAUAAUAUGUAGGCUUAAUCUGGAUCAAUCCUUUGCAAAUAUGAUGACUUCUUGACUUAUAUGAAUUCAAAAAUGAUAACUGAUGAUGUGAAUGUCAGAUGUAUGGAUAAGUUUACUCCUCCAACAACUCAAAAGAAAAAAGAAAAAGGCUUUUGGCAUUUAUUUGACAAAAACAAAUGA
Messenger RNA from Stylonychia lemnae, 1317 nucleotides. The record is from the annotation of a GenBank genome assembly. Lineage: Eukaryota; Ciliophora; Spirotrichea; Sporadotrichida; Oxytrichidae.